Molecule: messenger RNA, 2528 nt
Organism: Vombatus ursinus (common wombat)
Lineage: Eukaryota; Metazoa; Chordata; Mammalia; Diprotodontia; Vombatidae
Gene: TRNP1
Product: TMF1-regulated nuclear protein 1
Exons: 3
Coding region: 1-711 (236 amino acids)
Biological process (GO): regulation of cell population proliferation
Cellular component (GO): nucleus
Molecular function (GO): DNA binding
Source: RefSeq, a predicted model, not a curated record
AUGCCAGGGUGCCGCAUCAGCGCCUGCGGCGCAGCGCCCCGCCCGGGGGAGCCGCCGCCCCCUCCCACUCCCCUCUCCUUUCCCCCGCCUUCCUCUCUGGCUUCUUCGGACCCUGCGGAUGAGCCGGGCUCCCCACCUUCGUCACCACCUCCUCAGCCCCCUCCGCAGCCCCAGCCCGCAGCCCCUGGGACCACGACCGAGACAGCGACCGCGGAGAAGGGCGCGGGGCGCGGUUUGGAGCUGCAGCGCUGGCGGCCCGGUGGGCACGGUGCGGCGGGCGCGGCAGCGGCGGGCAGUCGGGCGCUGGAGCUGGCUGAAGCCCGGCGGCGGCUGCUGGAGGUGGAAGGCAGGCGGCGGGUGGUGUCGGAGCUGGAGAGCCGGGUGCAGCAUCUCCAUCGCGUCUUCCUGGCAGCCGAGCUGCGCCUGGCGCACCGCGCCGAGAGCCUGAGCCGCCUGGGCGGCAGCGUCUCCCAAGCCGAGCUCUACCUGGCUGCCCACGGGCAGCGGGCCAAGAAGGGGCUGAGGCGCGGCAAGCGGCCCCGCCCGCCCGCCCUGCUCGCCUCGGCCCUGGGCCUGGGAGGCUGCGUGCCCUGGGCCGCCGGCCGCCUGCGGAGGGCCGGGGCCGGGCCCGCCGCCGCAGCCGCCUCCCCCGAGCCUGACUCCCCCUUCCGCCGGAGCCCACCCCGAGGCCCGGCCUCCCCCCAGCACUGAGGCCGCGGAGGAGGAGGGAGCCGCCGCGGCGGAUGGACGCCAGCUGGAGCCAAUGGAUGGACACAGCGGCCGGGCGGACACUGCGGGGACCGCGGGCGCCCUGAGCGGAACAAGCACGACUAAGCGAGUUUCUCUGGGUGGGGCAUCUGGCGGGCCCCUUUCCCCCUGAUUUCCUCCCCUCUCAGCGGGAGGCAACUCUCAGAACCGCAAUAAAGCUGUGGGCCCUGGGCCUGUUCCCCUCCCUCCCCCCGAGGCUUCCUCUCCCGGACUGGACUGCGGAAGAAUGGGGUUGGUGAGCGAUGGGCCUCCAUUUUGCGGAGGGGCAAAAUGAGGUGGGUGUGGUCCCAGAGUUGCAGAAAUGUAUGUUUUGGGCAGCCCGGCUUGGUAUUUGGGGGUCCCGGCUUCAGUACUUCGUCCUCCUAUCUGUGUCCCACCUCCAGGAGAUAUUCAGGGCAGCCUUUAUACUCUUAAAUCUACCCUGUGUCCAAAUGCGCUUCCCCAGAGUCCCAAGAAGCUGGAAAAUGGAUCUAGAUUUCUGGCACCACUCAGAUCCUCAAAAGAGCCCUCAAAGGGCUUUGGUUAGGGGAAAGAGAGGGCUCCCAGGGAGCCGGUAGAAGAUCAGAGCCCAUCCAGCCUAUUCGGGGUUUAGCUCUGCUCUUUGCUAGAUGAGUGACCUUGAGCGAGUCACUGCCCUGGUCUGAGAUUUCCACUACCUACCUCAUGGGCACGAUAAUGAAGAAAGCACUUGGCAAACAUAAAAAUGCUGCAGAAAAGUGAGAUGUUUAUGUACAGGGAAGAAACAGGCCCAGAGUGGGGGGAAAGGCUUUUCCAAGGUCAUUCCAACCACUUCAUGGUAGAAUUGGGACUAAAAUCCAGGUGUUCUGAUGUCCUAGUUAAGGGCCCCCUCCUCCCCGCUUCUGCUUUCUCCUGUUGUUACUGUCUUCUGAUCCUCUUUCCCAAGUGCCCCAGGCCUGGGCAGGCCCUGGGGUGUUGUUUUAAAGCUGCCUGGGGCUGCGACUAUGCCGCUGGCUUGCACCUGAGCCAGGUCCUGGGGCCUUUGUCAAUUCUCUUGGGCCCCCUUGCUCUGAGCUCUGCUGCCUGGUAACUUCCAGCAGAGGAUGAGCGCGGCACAGAGCUGGCAUCCUCUGGCAGGAGAAGCUGAGUGAGGGCCUGCUGGGGUGACUGACUCAGAGUCAGACCCGAAAAGCUCCCUGCAUUCACUGUCCUAGGUGGGGGCCUUGAACCUUCAUGGCCAGCCUCUCCUCCGACUAUCAUCUUCGGCAUACUGAGCUGAUAUGGGGUUUGGAGGCAAAGAGAUGAGAAAACUGAGACCCAGACUCCAGGACUGACUUUCCUGAGUGAGGAGCACUGAUGCCUCUCUGCAUACCAUCAUCAUUGCCAUCAUCAUCAUCAUCAUCAUCAUCUCCAUUGCCAUCAUCAUUGUCGUUAUCAUCGUCGUCAUUGUCAUCAUCGCCAUCAUCAUCAUCAUCGUUAUCCUCGUCAUCGGCAUUAUAUAUUCUGAAGACUGGAGACCUCAAUUCAUGUACUAGCUCUCAGAAUCUAUCUCAGAGCUCAAAAGGGCCUCAGAAAUAAUUUAAUACUAUCCCUACUUUCGUAUAUUGCAUAGACAUUUGCUUCCCUAUAACUUCAUUCAUUUUUCAGUUCAUUCAAUAAGUAACUGUUAAAUGUUUACCAUUCCUGGCAGAUGCACCAUCUUGGCCUUGGGGAUACAAAGAGGGAGGCGACACAGGCCCCACUCUGCAUCUGAGGUGUGGAGACAACACAUAAAUAAUGAGUAAAAUUACCGUGAGUGUAAA